AAAAAUAUUAAUUGAAAAAAUAAAUGCUAAUAAGCUUAUUUUUAAUUUUCUAAUAUAUAACAACAUCAACUUCUGCUCCUUUCGUUGCAGUUGCUUUAGAUUCCACCCAUUAAUGCAUACUAUUUCUAAGAUAGCUACUAAAGCAAAUAGUUAUGUCAAUGCAAACACAUUAUAUGUUAAUUGUAGGCUUAACUUUUACUUUGGUUGUCAUGCUGCUUUCCAACCAGAUACUAGUCCAUUACCCGCCACUGCAAUGAUGAUGCCUUUAAUAAUAGCACAAUGCAACUUCCAUGCCAUGUUGGUACUGUUAAUAUUAACAGAAUGUGUUAAUUAUACUGCUAACUAUUACUUUAUUGAUGCUGCCGAAGGAUAAUUAUAUGUAUAACUUUUCAAAUAAUAAAAAUGGUUUUAUGGUGACAUUAAUACUUUUGCCACCUAAUAUAAUGUUAAAUGUUAUGAUAUGAUAUGAUGGUACAAAACUUGCUGAUGAAGCAUAU
Ichthyophthirius multifiliis is the source of this 497-nucleotide messenger RNA. RefSeq lists its product as hypothetical. The transcript has a single exon. Lineage: Eukaryota; Ciliophora; Oligohymenophorea; Hymenostomatida. The annotation marks the transcript as partial. The record is from RefSeq and is a predicted model, not a curated record.